Messenger RNA from Anopheles funestus (African malaria mosquito), 1907 nucleotides. RefSeq names its product acetylcholine receptor subunit delta-like. The coding region runs from base 554 to 1858 and encodes 434 amino acids. The record is from RefSeq and is a predicted model, not a curated record. Gene Ontology annotation, biological process: nervous system process; signal transduction; monoatomic ion transmembrane transport. The transcript is spliced from 8 exons. NCBI's taxonomy places the organism in Eukaryota, Metazoa, Arthropoda, Insecta, Diptera, Culicidae. Gene Ontology annotation, cellular component: membrane; synapse; neuron projection. Gene Ontology annotation, molecular function: neurotransmitter receptor activity; extracellular ligand-gated monoatomic ion channel activity; transmembrane signaling receptor activity.
AUGACCUUGCUUAAUUUCAGGUACUUUUGCAACCAUCACUGGAUGAAGUUUCAGUACAUCACAAUCAAAGCACAACAGCUGAGCUUAUUGGAUCAUUAUCAGAAUUCACCUUAAGUAAUGUUUUCAUUAGUCUGUAUGUCGCUCGCAUUUCGAUGAUCAUGGAUAUGUAACACGGCUCGGGUCUUAAAAAAGCCUUUUAAAAGCCCUGUGUUAGCACAUGCUUAAAUUGUACGUCGAUAUCGUAUUCUUUGUUAAGUAUCUGCUAAUAUUGUUUGUUCUGUCCAUUGCCUACUGAUAGGCGCCCACUCUUGCUAUAAUAUCAACUAACAUGCAUACGUCAGUUAGUGUAGCUGUUUUCUGUUGCAAGUGAAAGAAUAUCUUUUUCGAGAACAUCACUAUCAAAUUUUCUAUGAAUCUUAUCGAAACAUAUUGAAUUACUCAGGCAGAUACGUCAGCUUAUAGUGUGGCUUGCUAUAAAACUCAAUGUGAUACGAUAAAAGCAUUAGUGACGAUUAGUCUAUUCGCAGUGCAAGUUUUGCAGUGUAAUAAGGGCAUGUUAAUAAACCAUCGAGUAAUGGAAAGCUUAUUCAAAAUGGGAUAUGUGUACCCAAUGCUUCGGGUGUUGUUAAUCAUCAUCAUACAUUCGAAUCCAGCUACCUCUAUCGUUUGCAAUAGAACAACCAGCAAUGUGGAAAACGCUCUAAAACAACACUUGUUCUGCAAUGGGUACGAUCCAUCGAUACGGCCAGCUAAAAGUGAAUUCGAUAUGAUCAAUAUAACAGUAGCCGCCUACGUGUAUAAAUUUAGCGUUCACAGCUACUUUAAAACUUUACAUGUGGAAAUGAUAUAUGACUUGAUGUGGGAUGAUACUUCAUUACAGUGGAACGCAUCGGACUGGUCUAACAUUACUCUGUUGCACCCUAAAAAUGAUGAAAUUUGGAUUCCGCAGUUUGAGCACAUAAAUUCCGAUUAUGAAGGUGUAUCUUCGUUAUCCUGCAACAAUCCACACUGCGUGUUGUACGACACGGGAAGAUUGUCUUGUAUACCCACAUGUAUACUUAAAGCCAAAUGUUCGUCAGAUUAUUCACGUUGGCCCUACAACACAAUGGAUUGUCAUACGUGGUUCUCGAAUCAUGAUAAGGAACUAGUUGACGAAAUCAACUUCUUACCAUUCCAAACGAUUGUGGCAAUGAUGGGGAAUCUUCCUUCAGCCAAGUGGUGCAUGACAUCGUUCACGUCCAAUGCAACAAUGCUAAACAUUCCGGGAGCUACCAGAAGAACUGUGAAGGAACUAAUGUUCAAUUUGCAACAUACUCCUCAUGCUGCAUUAGUCACGUUUUACUUUCCCGCGUUUGUUCUCGUUAUGUUGAAUAUUUUCAUCUGCUGGUUGAAUUCUAUCGCAAGUGAGAAGGCAAAGAUUAUUUUUAUAUCUUUAAUGUGCCACUUCCGACUUCUUCAUGACCUACCAUUUCAAUCUACUGAAGUACCAAACAUGGUGAGGUUUGAAAUCGCAUCGAUGGUAUUAACACUGCUGUUGUUUGUGACCACACUGAUCCUCCGAUGGGUGUACAAUCUACACACAACUCCGCCAAGAAUAAUCAUACGAUCUAUAAGUAUGCUCACAAACAAUCGAAUGAUGUAUUGGUUUCUUCAGACAGAAUAUCUAAGCCUUGGACACAAACCAACUGUCUUUUCGAACUAUAUGGAGCUAAGGGACUGGACACUGAUCGUGAAACUAGCCGAUCGGUGUGUAUUUGUGCUGUAUAUAUUCAUUUACUUGUGGCUGUUCUGCAUGUAUGUGCCCUUAAAGCAUGUCGAAAAUAAUAAAAAACUUCAUUAUGUUCUUUGCUUUAAUUGAAUAAUUUUCAACUGAAAAUAAAUAAACGAACAUCACGAGCAAGAUUAAA